UAGCAAUCACUUCAAUAGCAUACUCUGAAUUCAUGUAAUAAAAGCAGGAGCAAAUGUUCGGCCAGUAAUUUCCUAUCUCUGAAACGUGCCCCUCUGCGCUGAACUUCAUUUUGUGGAGAGUUUUAGUGCGGGAGCGCGCACGACUCCAUCACCGAGAGAGAGCGCGUUCCCGCGACGGAGGAAGGGAGAGUUUCUUCUUUCGCUGCUCCAUCCGGGAACUUCCAGAAUUAGCAUUGACAACCGGAGCACAACUUUUUCCUCAGGCAAAGUGAAAUCCAGCCGCGCACUCGGACAAAAUAUAGUCCCGCACUUUCAACUCGAAGUCUGGGGAAAAUCGAGCGUCGCGUUUCCGACAGGACAAGCGGACUACCCCCGUGUGGAUUUCGGAGCGGAUCUACGCGGCUGCUGGAGCGUUUGGCUCGCGUGCGGAGCACUUUUUGUUUACACUGGCGUAAAGUGGGUGAUGAGUCUGACGGCCAGCAAAGAAGCGAGAACUUGCUGUGCAGCCCGAGUAGUUCUGGCGAUUGUUAUUGUCGCUUUUCAAAACACUUCCCUCACGCCACAAAUAACGCGCAUCGCGUCGGAAGUGGAGGAAAAGUGCUCUUGAAGUCGGAAUAUGGAGCUACAAGGCCUUCAAGAAGCACUGAAAGUAGAAGUCCAAUGUCAUCAGAUGCUGGGUGCCCUCACCGCGAUCCCUAUAAAGGUGCCUCACAUCAGCUCUCUGCAGCGGCUGGCGGGACACGCACCCAGUCUGCUACCUCAGGUUAGGCCAAAGACCCUCAUUCCAGACAGCCUUCCCCACAGCCCAUGCCGAGAGCAGCAGUCGGGUCAGACGCUGGCCGUCCAACAGAGCCUGGCCGUGGUCAGCCCAAAAAGCCAAGGCGCAUCUUUGCCAACUGCCAACAGCACCUUCAGUCACGAGAGGCUGUCCAACGGGCAGGACGAGAGCUGCUCGUCGCCUUUAUAUGCGCAGGGCAUCUCCACAGCCGCCAGCAGCCCAGGGGUGGCGUACGCCAUCAUCUCCGCAACCUCGCCAGCAGCACACGGAGUCACCGAGGCCAUCAAGGUGCAACCGCUGAUUUUCAGCCCAGACAGCAAGGUAAUAAUCAUCCAGCCACAGAUUCCCAGCAACUCCAAGAGUUCUCCGGCGUCACAAACCGACAGUCCUGUAAAGGAGCCAAUCCCUGACCCCUCAAGCCCAGCUAAAAAGGAGGAGGAUCCAGAGAAAAUAGCCUUCAUGGUCGCUCUUGGUCUGGUCACAACAGAACACUUGGAGGAGAUCCAGAGUAAACGGCAGGAGAGAAAGAGGCGAACCACAGCUAACCCUGCAUACAGCGGCCUGUUUGAGCCUGAGCGCAAGCGACUUGCCUCGAAUUACCUGAACAGUGCGAUGUUUCUGUCCACAAGAGACACUGAGGAGUUCUGCUGGAAGGAGCCGCUGCAGCAUGACGAGCACUGUGCAGUUUGUAAACAGGAAGGAGAUCUUCAGCCAUGCCACACUUGUACCCGCGCCUACCACCCCGACUGCCUGCAUCCACCGCUCAAAACUGCCACCCGGGGCAUGUGGAUGUGCCCCAAGUGCCAUAAGAAAGUUUUAAACAAAGAGAACUUGUCUUGGCCGCAGAACUUUAUCCAGUCAUAUGUUACACAUAAAACAGUGAGGGAGGAGGAGCGCCGGAAGCUCAUGAGGAGAAACACUGAGCUGAAGCUGGAGUGUGAACAUCUGAGCGAGGAGGACCAGAGACUCUGCUGUUCCCUCAAUAAACGCGUUGAGCAGAAGGAGCGUCUCCUGGGUCAGCAGCGGGAGACUCAAGCGUCCAUCGAGCGCCUCAAGACUUUGAUCCGACUCAUCCAGCGGGACCAGAUGAUCCAAGUGACAAUGACGGCCACUACUACUACAGGAGCGUCUCUGCUCUCGCUGCCCUGGAUCAAAGCCGCCGGCGGCAGCACCACAGCGCCCCUCGCCGGGCCCUCGGCAGUACUGCACAAAAGCAUGCUCCAGCCACAAGAAAACAACUGAACGGCUCUCAACCAAUCACCAGACAUCUUUCUUUUCUUCUGGUAACGGUCUGAGCAUUAAAUGAUGGAAGCAUUUAAAACCAAGCAGAAAUGAUAAACGUCACUCGAUUCAUACGUAUUUUUUAAAAGCCAACACACACAGUGCUCACAAGAUUUUUUUAAGUCACAGUUUUUUAACGUAUUAUUUUUCUUGGCCUUAAUGUAUUUAUGACUAGAUUACGAUGCUCUUGCAGAUAUAUAAAAAAAAGAUUAAGUAUUC
Molecule: messenger RNA, 2278 nt
Organism: Danio rerio (zebrafish)
Lineage: Eukaryota; Metazoa; Chordata; Actinopteri; Cypriniformes; Danionidae
Source: RefSeq, a predicted model, not a curated record